Messenger RNA from Caenorhabditis auriculariae, 766 nucleotides. The record is from the annotation of a GenBank genome assembly. NCBI's taxonomy places the organism in Eukaryota, Metazoa, Nematoda, Chromadorea, Rhabditida, Rhabditidae.
AUGAGCGCUGUGAGUUUCUGCAGCUUCAUUCGAAUCAAGCAGAAAAUGUUUCAGAACGUGCAAAACGCGGAGAACAACGAAGACAACAAGGGCGUCAUCGAGAAGACGAUGGAAUUGGCUUCCGAAGCGGGCCACGCCACCAUGGAACUGGCUUCUGACGCCGGCCACAAGAUCAUGGACGCCAUCCACAGCGUCUACGGCGAGCCCCGGGCCGAAGACAAGGCCGCCGACAAGAUCAAGGACGCCACCGACACGGCCGCUGAGAGGGUAAAUUAUCGAUUGAAACUAAAUUAGACAAUUCACAAUAUUUCAGGUGAAGAACAUCCGCGACGGAGCCAGCAACAAGUGGGAGAAGGCCAAGGACCGUGGCCACGACGCCAAGAAGGACGUUCAGCGCAGUGCUCGCAACGCCAGGAGGAGUGUCCAGAACAAGGUUGGACCAAAUUGUCGGUUGAGAAGUUGGAGUUGAUCAUUUCAGACCGAAGACAUCAAGGAGGGCGCCAGAGACGCCAAAGACAACAUGGCCGAGCAUUGGGACAACGCCAAGGACGCCAUCAAGGAGAAGGCCGAAGACGUGAAGGAGGGCGCUGCCGAGGCCUGGCAGACCGUCAAGGGCAAGGCCGACAAGAAGAACUGCGCCCUACAGCAGAAGGUAUUUUGAUAACAGUUGAAUUCAAAUUUCAAGUGAUCAUUUCAGGGCAACCGUGCUCGUCACUACGCUGCCGGAAACCUGCACGGCGCCGCUCGCACCAUUGAAGGCCACUAA